AUGAGCUCCAAAUCUAAAUCUAAUCCUUUUGCGUUGGAGGACACCUUACGAGACCUUGCUCUUCUGCGAGUAUCUGACCUCGACCUUUCUUCUCUCCUGACGGCCACGACCUCGCCGAAAACGCCUGUGCAACCAGAAGGGCAAUCAGAAGUCGACAUCUCCGUAGAACUCUCGUACGAGUUCGCACGGGAGGCACGCAAGGCCAUCCAGAUCCAAAACAGGGAAGGUGUUGAUGUGCAGGGGGAACGUGUCGAGGAGGCCAGGAGCAAGUUAGAGGGUGUGCUUCACGGGCUCGAGGAUUUCAGCUGA
This is a messenger RNA of Heterobasidion irregulare TC 32-1, 309 nucleotides long. RefSeq lists its product as uncharacterized. NCBI's taxonomy places the organism in Eukaryota, Fungi, Basidiomycota, Agaricomycetes, Russulales, Bondarzewiaceae. The coding region runs from base 1 to 309 and encodes 102 amino acids. The record is from RefSeq and is a predicted model, not a curated record. The transcript is spliced from 2 exons.